Bicyclus anynana (squinting bush brown) is the source of this 630-nucleotide messenger RNA. RefSeq lists its product as uncharacterized. NCBI's taxonomy places the organism in Eukaryota, Metazoa, Arthropoda, Insecta, Lepidoptera, Nymphalidae. Bases 1 to 630 code for a protein of 209 amino acids. The transcript is spliced from 3 exons. The record is from RefSeq and is a predicted model, not a curated record.
AUGCCCGCGGCGGAUUCUUUCACGCCGCUCUUCAACGUCCCGGCGCCGUCCCACCAGCGCCACUGCAACGCCCUGGCGCCGUCUCACCAGCGCCACUGCAACGCCCUGGCGCCGUCACACCAGUGCCACGGCAACGCCCUGGCGCCUAACCAUCGAGUUCAGGAGUGCAGAAAAUCUGGAACUUGCAGAAUCGACAAUUGCGGAAAACGGCAUCAUUCACUUCUGCAUCCAGAACAGGAGAGCUACAGUAGAGCUACUAGUUCAACAGCAAGAGAACCAGUUGAGAGUGCUAGAACUACAACUAGUGCUGAACCAAUAGUUUCCUGCUUAUCAACUCAAAGGAGCACUAGUAGAGGACAGGUUUUACUUGCAACAGCAUUAGUAAAAACCGAGUCUGAAACUGGAGAUCUAAAUAUUAGGGCACUAAUAGAUCAAGGGUCACAAGCCUGUUUCAUAACCGAAUCAGCUGUGAAACGGUUACAGCUCAAAAAGACUGCAGACAUCAAAGUCAAACAGAACAACAAGGUCAAUCAAGACAACAAGAUCAAACAGAACAACAAGGUCAAACAGGACAGCAAGGUCAAACAGGACAACAAGGACAAACAUAGAUCAGUUAUACAGUCUCACUAG